AUGAUUAAUAAAUUUUUUUAUUAAUAUUUUUUAAUCAUACUUCUACUAUGUGUAAAGUAGACAUAUUCAACUACAGCAAGUUCAUAUGACUUCUUAUUCUAGUAAAUUUAAUUCCCAACCUACCUCUUCGCUACCAAAUAAUAGAUUUCUUCCACAGCAUCCAACAAAGAUUACACAGUCAUCUCUUAUCUCACUAGUGGAAUUAAGUGGAUCGACAAUAACAAUUAAUAACCAAUUAAUAAUGCUAUUGUCUCUUUGGCAGGAACAACUAUUAGCGCAGUUGCUAUUACCUAAGACAGCUAGUAUCUUUUCACCUCAAAUGAUAAUAGGCUUUCUAUGUAUUCUGUUUCUGCUAAUUAAAAUUUCAAUUUAGCUUUGAUAAAGCAGAGUUCAGAACAAUAUGGUGUCAUCACAAAUAUCUAUCUCAUCUAAAAUGACAAAAUAGCAAUUAUUCUAGGUGAUAAAGGCGCUAUCGUUGCUUACGAUAUUUAGUCUAAGGCCUCAUCUGAUCCCAUGCCCAUUUUAGCAACCUUUUUUGCUAAAUCUAAAAAUAUUUAGGCAUUCAUAAGAAUCACUGAUGACUUAAAAUGGAUUUUUGUUGCUGACUUAUCUGCUGGUGUCUAUGUACUUAAGUUAACAAUUACUCUUGAUUCAAACUAAAAGGUCACUGCGGUAACUAUGCCUUAAGCUGCUUGGGCCUACGCUCGUUAUACUAAUUAAGUUGAAGUUACCAAAGAUCUUAAAUGGAUGAUUAUCCUUGAGUCUUGGAGAGGACUAAGAUCCAUUUCUUUGGAUACUUUAUUUGCAGCAGAUCCCUCUACCUAUCCAAUUACUUUACCAAAUCGAGACCUUUGGUGGUAUAAUUUGCUUCAAUAACCUGUUUUUUAUGGAUCAUAUCUCUCUAAGGAUUCUAAGUACUUAAUAACAGCAAUUCGCUCUUAAGGAAUCAUGAUCUUUGACGUUAGCCAACCUUCUAAUCCAGUUUAAUACUACUAAAUUAAAAUCCCAGGUUGCCCAACCAGAAUAGAAAUGGUUAAUACUUAGAAUCUACUUUUUUAUACUGACGGCAUAUAACUCUUGGCUUUUUAGAAAGUCUAACCUAAUAUGAAUAAUAACUUUCCAAACAUUUUUAAUGGCCAUUAAUCAAAGCUGUUUUCUUAUUCCUCUUAGUUUGCUCAAUGGAGAUGCUAUGUUUCUUAAGAGUAAACCUUUAUUAUAGCUUCAUAGUGUAGUGAUUUAGAUUUCCUUUAACUGAAAGGUGGAGAUCCUUACAAUAUCUCAUUAUUUAAGAGAAUGAGCGCAGUCCAAAAUACUAGAACUUGUACUUUGGCUUUCUAUGAUAAUAACCGCUACAUGUACAGACCAGUUAGAGAAAAUGGAGCUUUCAUGUAUAUUUAUGACAUUCAAAAUAUCGCUAAUUAUGCAAAGACUGAUUUCCCUAUUGUUGGAAGUGUUAAAGAUAGUAAUCCACCAAGAGGAGAAGAUCUUUAAUUUUCGAAGGAUGAAAAUCUGUUAGUUGUCAAUUACAACUAAGGAGUUGUUAUUUUCGAUUCAACAGACAAAUUCAAUUUGAAAAUCUUAAGUUACUGGAACAUUCCCUUAUAAUUGAAUGGAUACACUUCUGCGAUUGCUUUAACUGAUGAUAACAAAUACUGCAUAAUAGCAUCAAGAACGAUAGGAAUGUUUUUUUUAGUUGAUAUUUCUGAUCCUACAAAACCGAAUCUUGUUAAUUAAACUUAUACAAACGGAGCUGAGUUAGUUGUCAAAUCUUCAAUUUACACAAACAUUGCAUAUGUAUGCGAUGGUACUUCAGGUUUUGCAAUUCUUGAUUUAUCAGCUUUGCCCUAAUUUAAGUUUAUAAGCAGAAUUGCAGUUGAUGGAUGGUGUAAUCAUAUGACUUUGAUCCAAAAUGAAAAGUAUACAAUAGUAUCUUCAAUGGACUACAAUGGAAUGAUUAAUAUCAUAGACCUUAGUGACUUGAACAAUCCUUUUGUAUUAAGCAAAUAUACUGAAUUUAAUGAAUAAUCUAUUGCUACUUGUGCGCUUAAUAAUUUGGAAUAUGCUUUUUCUACAAGCAAUAAAGGUUUAAGAAUUUUCCCUCUCAAGAGUUAAGUUGCUAUUCAUUCUUCAUUUUUUGAAAUUCAACCAAAUAAUCAGCUUAAAGCAAUAUCGAAUAAUCUUAAAAUAGGUUAAAAAGUUUUAAUACAACUACUGCUUAUAUAUGUUGUUGAUGGAAUGCAAAUUAUGGAUGUGUUCUACUAUAAUAACUACUAAAGAAACGCUCUGCCAAGCUGGAUCCAAUUCAUAUAGAUAAAUAAUUCUAUAGAAAUUUUAGUUGACAAGUAAGGAUCUUAGUCCUCAACAACUUCUACUCAAAAUUUACUCCUCGUCAAAACAGGAAUUCCUAUAACUAGCCAAAGCUUUAUAUACCCUGAAAUACCUACAGAUGCAAAUGCAAGUCAGUAAAUAUAUAUAUUCCUUAAAGAGAGUGGAAUUAUUUCAAGUAAUAAUUUAGUAUCCUCAACCUUUGAUCCUAAUACUCCAAUUAACUUAUCUUCUUUAUCAGUUCCAUAGGUACAACGCUUACUAGAUUUGGUUACUCUCACUUUAUAACGUGGUAUCUAUUAUAAUCCUAUUGCCUUUAAAGUUUCAAAUUCUCUGUCAUUUGAUCCAACUAGUGAUCAAAUGGUUUAAACCUAUUCUUAAGAUGUUACAGUUUAAAUAACAAUAGAUGUUCAAAAACCUUCUGAUGGUACAUUUGUUUAGAAGCAGUAUCCAGGAGUUAUUGUAUCGAUUUCAAAUAAUGGCGCAACUAUUUUAAUUUAUGGAAAUAUCGCUUCUGUAAAUUCCAUAUUAAAAUAAAAGAUCUAUUUCUACAUAGAUAAAAAUUUAGCUUAAAAUAACAAUUUUUAGGUAAGUAUGAUAAUCACUGAUAAUUUGAAUCCAAAUCUUAUAGUUAAUUAUUCUCUUUCUGAUGUGAUCACAACUUUCAUACAUUUAAAAUCUUAUUUGGUUCAAACAAUGCCUCUAUAAAGUUAAAUAAAUGAAUAAUAUGAUAGUGCAGAAAUAACUGUCCUCGAACAAACAACAAUAACAUUUUUAGCUAACACUUUCUAAGAUUAAGACAGGUUCCCUAUAAGCUAUGAAGUAGAAAUAUUAACUAAUAAAUAAAACACUUUUGUUGCGCUUUCUAGUGACUAUUGGCUUAAAUUCUAACCAGUUUCAUUGUCUUUUAAUGGAAUAGCUCAAUUAUCUUUACUAAACUCAUAAGUAACUAUAAAGAUGACUGCAACUGAUGGAUACUCAACUUGUAUUGAUUAAUUUACUAUAAAGCUUUAUAAACUUCCUUUAACAUACAUAAUAAACCUAUUACUAUAAAUACUAACUCCUAUAAUUAGUAUGCUUGGUGUUUAUAAAUAUAGAUACAUUAUCAUCAAUUCUAUUUACAGUAAAUAAGUAACAUACUCAAGAGAGCAUAUAAAACCUGAUAAUUUAUUUAUAAAGUGCAUUCCAUUACUUGAUUAAAAUGUAUUACUUGGUUAAUACAUUGUUAAAUAGUAUAUAAAAGAGCUUGAAAAAAAUAACUAACAAAUAGAAGUAAGCUAAGGAGACAUGAAAUCACAAAUUAGUAGAUCAGAUAGUUCCCCUAUUGCUAUAAGUAAAGACUAUACAGGAGUUGCUACUUCUUUUAAUCCUAAAAAAAUAGGAAAUGAAAAAGGUGUAAAUUUAUCAUAACAGAAUGAAAAUUAAUUUGACUGUAUUAAGGAGUAAGAAGAAGUACAAAAUGGAAAAUAUUAAUUUUAAAUGCCAGAUGGUAAAAUUGAUAUGGUCAAACUUUUAGACGGUAUGGAGAAAAUAAAUCUUACAUAUAAAUUCUUUGGUGUAUAGAGAUUUUUUAGUAGUGAUAGACAACAAAUUUUGCAAAGAAACGAAAGUUUGAUUUUUGAGAGUAUCAAAAUUCUGAUGCAAAGAUAUUUACUUAGUAAAAAUAAAUAGCUGAUGGAUUUCUACUAAUUCCUGUAAAGCGAAGCAAAAAAAACUGGAGUAUUCAGUGAAAAUGAUUGGUAUAGAGAAUAUGUAGAUAUUGGAAUGAGUGAAAAUUAUCAUUUAAAAGAAAAAUCAUCUGCUGAUGAUAUAACAUUAAGGGAAGUUUUCUAAUGCUUUAGUGUAAAGGAAGAGUCCGUUUUGGAUUAGUUUAAGCUCUACAAGAAUACAACUAAAGAAAAAAAUUAACUUGUGAUACUUGAAGAAAAUAAUUUAAAUUUAUUAAAAGAUGUUUUGAUAGGAGAUGCAAUUGGAAUUGUUGACCAAGAUCCCUAAUUUUUUAAAAAGUGUGUAGGAGAAUCUUUAUGGUUGGGAAUGCAAAACAUCAUGGGUAUCUAGGCUCAUAUUAGAGAUAUUGAUAGCUGUAUCCUUCCUAUAAAAAAAUGUAUGAACUGUGAUUUUUUACCUUAUGGCUUGCAAAAUAACAUGAAAUUGCCAAAUUGGUUAAGCUUUGUUCAUAAAAAUGGUCUUAUAAUCUUAAAGGGGACUCCAACAGAAAGUGAUUCAGAAAUUUUCCAAAUUAGAGUUUCUGACAUAACAAAUUAUGUAGUAAAAAAAUUUGAUAUUGAAGUUUUGCCAUCUCAAGCUAAAAAUGGUUUAUUAAGCUUUUAAAAGUAGUUUGAAAAAUAGAAAACUGAAACAGAUAGGUUAACUGUGAGCGCUUUAACAAAUAAAAGAAAUACAAUGAAUAUCUAGGCAUUACUUUAAAAAUCAGCAAUGUAGAUGAGUGAUAAAUCAAAUAAAUAAGCUUAGAAUUUAUAAUCAUAAAAUCAGAAUGCUCAUUAAACUGAAGAAAAACCAGCCAAAUCUGUAUUUAACAAAUAAUAAAUAAUUGAUGACGAAUAGCAUGAUACUAUUGAAUUUACAAAAGGUGAUGCUUCCCCAUGUAGUUAACCUAGAGAAUUGUUUUUUUCAAAUAAAUCACAAAAUUUAUAUAAUUUAGAUCUAAAAAAUUAAAAUAUAUGA
Tetrahymena thermophila SB210 is the source of this 5010-nucleotide messenger RNA. RefSeq lists its product as hypothetical. Gene Ontology annotation, molecular function: protein binding. The transcript has a single exon. The record is from RefSeq and is a predicted model, not a curated record. NCBI's taxonomy places the organism in Eukaryota, Ciliophora, Oligohymenophorea, Hymenostomatida, Tetrahymenidae.